UUAUAUGUUUAAGUAGAUACCUCUUUAGGAGUAUUCCGUGUGGAUUAUUCUAUUGAGGUUAUAUUUGGGAUCUUAUCAGUCUGUAAAAAUUUAUAUGAAUGUUUCCAGUCCAGCAUUUGGCUUAUGGUUGGUCACUAAGUCUGUAUGUUUGGAUCGCCCUUUCGAGAGGGGUAGGGAUUGUCAGCUUAAUAACGGAAGGCGCGUGCUGGACGUUUGUCUGUGAUGGGCAGAACCCAGACAAAGCAAAGGCAACUCAGGAUGCCUUAUGCACGGGAAGACCCGCGUAUGCUCGCACCAAUCGAGAAAGAGAGAGGGCUCGAGGUGUCUUUACCCAGGCGGGUCAGAGCAGGAGAGUACCACUCUUCAUGGUGGGUAAUGUUGAUGGGCACGGACAUCUUUGUCUGGAUCGAGUCUGGGUUUGAUGACGAGCAGGAGUGUGCGAUUGUAACGGUAACGUUGUACGCCUCGCUCUCAUUCUGGAUCGAGCAUGAGAUAGAGUUGGCGCUUGGGCAUGGAAGCCUGCUUGCUAGGCCUCUAAGGGUAGCCGAGGCAGUUGCGGCGAAGUGGGCGAGGGAAGUGUCCCGUGAUGGGGAAGAGCGAGUACUAACCCGCACUGCUGUCAGCAUCAUGGCGGGAGAAAGCGGCUUCGCCAAGAUCCUGCUUUGGAGGAAUUCGUGCCUUUUGAAGGUGCACGAAGUGUUGCAGGCGUCAAUGCCCCCAGAUCUCCGCGUCCUGCUGUUCCAAGGAAGGAACCUAUCCCGCUUUCUGCGUGACUUUCAGGAUUUCAGUCUUACGAAGAUGUGGGACAAGAAGGCAAUGUGGUACUUGUUCCCGUUGUUCGUUUGUGAAGGACUAAGUGAGGAGGUGUACACCCUCACGUUGAAGUCGCAAACCUGGGAUGAGCUGGAAGUUUCUCUGAAGUUGAGGUUCCCAGAGGAUGAGGUGGAAUGCAGGCUUGGUAAGGGCCCUAAGCAGCCAGCCGAGGCCGCGUCAACGCAAGGAGAGUUGAGUGGUAUACAGAGGCAAGUUGGGAUGUUGGAAAAAAAGUUGACGCGAUUGGAAGAAGCCAGGCAUGGCAAAAGGAAGGCCUCCGAGGGAGUAUCGAGUGGGCCGACUGCGAGAGGCGAAGCAAAGGCAAGGAUGGAUCAUCAGGAGCCACUCCCCCACAAGAAGACCCCGCGAGGACGAGCUUGCGUCCCGGAAGGAGAUGAAGGUGAGGGGGUCAUUGAGCUCAAGGAGGAGCGGGGAGACAGUGCGGUCCUGCCUGUCAUUGCGCCUGAUCCGAAGAGGGGGCUUAUCAACGUGGAAGCAUCCGCGACUGUAAGGUGGAGGGAGCAAAGGGCCGGGGAGCGUAUCGACCCAACCAUCCCUGGGGGAACACGGAAGGAGGCUUUGCGGCGAGAUGGAGCGUCGAGCACUGCCUCAUGAAUGUAGUUGUGAAGGAGAAGGGUUUGUGUGAGAAGGGCCUGUAAAUUUAAGCAGACAGUAAAUGCAAGCGAGAAAU
Molecule: messenger RNA, 1504 nt
Organism: Chara braunii
Lineage: Eukaryota; Viridiplantae; Streptophyta; Charophyceae; Charales; Characeae
Source: the annotation of a GenBank genome assembly